AUGAGAUGGACUUUGAAACUGUAAACAAAACAAGAAUCAUGGAUGAUAGACAAAAAAAUAGUUUGUUUCACGAUCGGCCGAAUGACAUUCACCGUGAAUGUCAAAUUUGGAUUGGAUGAUACACAACAAUCAGAUUGCUGAAAAAUUGAAAAAAAGUGUCGCAUAGAAAAUAGUACAAAAAUUCUAUUCACUAGUUUUAUCUCGCUAAUAUGUCAGUAGUCAUUUAAUUGAGCUUCAUUAAGUUGGUGACUGCCAUAGGUACCAUCAAUCGUGGUCCAGCUAAUGUCCGUGUUUCCUCUGUUAAAAGAUUUUAUAAGUCGUUCCAAUAAUAAUUUCGUAUGUCUUUUGAAAUGAUUUGAACCGGUCGAACCAUAUCUAGAGCUAGUGAGCUAUGUGACAACCGCUCGUUUUAUGCACACAUACUUUUUCCCAAUCUUUCUGGUCUUCGGCGUAAGGCAAUAUGUAAAUAUAAUGAUUGCAGCAAUCACAUCGCAUAUCAGUGUCAUUCUCUUAAAGUGGAUAUUGGCUGGAACGCGGCCGUAUUGGUGGGUCAAUGAAACGGAUAUAUUUACAAAUUUAACGCGGCCAUACGUGCGACAAACAUAUCUUACAUGCGAAACAACGGCCGGAAAUCCAUCGGGACAUGUUAUGUUCACCGCAUCGAUUUUAUUCUUUGUCAUUCGAACGAUAUUCUAUCAAUCGCCAUGGUUUCGACGCUAUUUGAACAAACCGUUCAAGUAUUUCUUGUGGAAUGUAUACGUUGGCAUUUUGGGCUUUGUAUCCAUUUCCCGAAUGUUUUUCGCUUGCCACUUUUUCCAUCAAUGCGUACUGGGCAGCUGCUUCGGCAUUACAAUCAGCCAAUUUUUACAGCAUCGAAAAAUCAAUCGAUUCAUUACGGAAAUAGAUCGCGCAAAGGGAUUACUGUUGGGCUUUGCCGUUUUGAUACUAUGCAUCUCCGUUUAUUAUGCACAUUUUAUUAUAGCUCGUGACCCACAAUGGGCAGUUAAAAAAGCUUUCAAUUGGUGCAAAGACCCAUACUACAUUAAACCCGAAACAACACCUAUCUAUUCACUGGCCCGUGAAUUCGGAAUCAUGUUUGGAUUGAUUCUUUGCUCACCACAAGCAAAAAGGUUCAACAUUCAAAUGGAUGUUAAGUGGAGUUUGCCAGCCGUUAUUGUCAUCACAUGCAUCAAUAAGUACAUUCUCAGUCAAAUACCACGAUGGAAUGGAGCGCUCAUUUUCUACUCUGCCACAUUUGCGGCCAAUCUAGCAUUUGUUAUGCUUCUUUUGAAUAUCGUUCCGUUAAUCGCUCAAAAACGUAAAAUUAAAGAUUAAAUCGGAUUUGAUUCGGGCUCAAUUACUGAUGACAAAAUACUACAGACUGAUCGGACAUUAUUUAUUCCCAUAAAUAAGACUUAAAUAAAAUUUGCACAAUUUUCAUUGGAA
This is a messenger RNA of Sitodiplosis mosellana (orange wheat blossom midge), 1446 nucleotides long. RefSeq names its product glucose-6-phosphatase catalytic subunit 1 (gene G6P). The record is from RefSeq and is a predicted model, not a curated record. Gene Ontology annotation, biological process: glucose 6-phosphate metabolic process; gluconeogenesis. NCBI's taxonomy places the organism in Eukaryota, Metazoa, Arthropoda, Insecta, Diptera, Cecidomyiidae. The transcript has 4 exons. Gene Ontology annotation, molecular function: glucose-6-phosphatase activity. The coding region runs from base 412 to 1335 and encodes 307 amino acids. Gene Ontology annotation, cellular component: membrane.